Molecule: messenger RNA, 3256 nt
Organism: Elaeis guineensis (African oil palm)
Lineage: Eukaryota; Viridiplantae; Streptophyta; Magnoliopsida; Arecales; Arecaceae
Product: pentatricopeptide repeat-containing protein At5g46100
Molecular function (GO): protein binding; mRNA binding
Source: RefSeq, a predicted model, not a curated record
UUGAAAAAAAAUUGAUGAGCUGGAGCUGGAGAGGAAGCACUUGAUACGGGGACAGCAAACGCUUCCCUACUUGCCGGCCGCCAUCUUUUUAACAAACAGCCUGCAGUCGCUCCCUACCAUUCCCUUACAAUCCCUUGAACAAUGGCGUGCCAGGCUCCGGCCAUGCGAUGGACCAGGGAAAUAACCCCAGCGCAGGUGCUGCAACUGAUCCGAGCCGAGCCAGAUCCCCGGAAGGCCCUCCUCAUAUUCGAUUCCGCCACCGCCGAAUACCCCUCAGGCUUCCGCCACGAUCUCCCCACUUUUUCCCUCAUGGCCACCCGCCUCGCCGCCGCCGGCCUCUUCUCUGCGGCCGAGUCCCUCCUCGAACGCGUUCCUUCCGAGAUCGGCCGGCCGCCUUCAGAAGCCCCCUUCCUCGUCCUCCUUCGCGCCUACGGCCGGGCUCACCGCCCCCUCGACGCCCUUCGCCUCUUCCACCAGGCUCCCACCCGCUUCCACCUCCACCCCUCCCACCGAUCCUACACCGCCCUCCUCGCCGUCCUCGUCGCCGAGAACCGCCUCGCCCUCGCCCGUGGCCUCUACAACCACAUGCGCGAGGCCGGCGUCCCCCCCACCGUCGCGUCCUACAACGUUCUCCUCAAGGCCCUCUGCAGCGCCACCACAUCCAGCGGCUCCGCGGCCGCCAGGUCCAUCGACGCCGCCAUCCGUGUCUUCGGCCGGAUGGCAGACCGGGGUUGCCCGCCGGAUUCUUGCUCUUAUAACACUCUUAUCGACGGCCUCUGCAAGAUUGGGAGGGUUGAGGAGGCCCGGGAGCUCUUUCGGCAGAUGGAUAGCAAUGGUUGCUCUCCCACCGUCGUCACCUACACCACUCUGAUCCAUGGCCUGUGCCGAACCGAUCGUUUGGAGGAAGCAUUGAAGAUGUUCGACGAAAUGGGCCAGAGAGGCGUUGAUCCGAAUAUAAUCACCUAUAGCUCGCUGGUGGAUGGACUCUGUAAGGGAGGCCGGUCGCUGAAAGCCAUGGUUUUGCUUGAUCAAAUGGGUGCGGAGUGCUGCCUGCCAAAUACGAUCACCUAUAGCUCUAUCAUCCAUGGGCUUUGUACAGAGGGAAGGCUUCGGGAGGCGGUAGAGGUUUUGGAUAGGAUGAGGCUCCAUGGGAGGAAGCCUGAUGCUGGAUUGUAUGGGAAGCUCAUCAAGGGGUUGUGUGAUUCUGGCCGGUUUCAGGAAGCUGCAAACUACUUGGAUGAAAUGGUUCUUAGUGGAAUUUCACCCAACCGUGUGACAUGGAGUCUCCAUUUGAGGAUUCACAAUAUGGUGGUGGUGGGGCUGUGCACAAAGAAUGAGUCGACCAGAGCUUUUCAGGUAUAUCAGAGCAUGAGAACUCGGAGCAUUUCUACCGAGCCAGAGGCAUUCCAUUUUCUAGUAGAGUGUUUCUGCAAGAAGGGUGAUGUGCACAAAGCUGCACGUAUUGUUAGUGAGAUGCUGCUUGAAGGGUGUGUACCUUAUCAGGAUACAUGGAGAACCAUCAUGGGUGGAUACUGGGAAAGGAGGAAGGUCCGGAAAGCAGCUGAACUGGUAUGGGAUCAGCUGGUGGUGGAUUAGUGUCUCAGGUUUCCCCGAGCAAUCUUAGCCUCUCUUUUGUCCACUGUGGAGGCUGUGAUGCUUGCCAUCUGGAAAAGUUCUGGAUUUUUAAUUCUGCAUCAUGUUGCAUGAUGAGGACAACAAAAGGGCUUUCACAAUGCAGGACUACACCUGCAACUUGAGAACACUGGAAAAAACAGAGAUUUGGAGCGACUGACAUCAACUGGAAGAAAGUGGAAAGCCAAUUCCAUGGCGGGUGGUGGGAAAGGUAACAAACAGCAUACUGCCAAAGACUCCAAUACCAAUUGGCAGGGAAGUGAGAACCUGCUUCAUCUCCUCAGAUGGGGUUGGAUAAAAGCAUGAGACCACACUCUGGUCGAAUAAAGCAACAGCCCCAAAAACCAGUAUCGACAUGAAGGCAUGGACAAAAUCUAUGAACUUUAUCCUAUAGUUAAUUGCAAUCUCUGGAGGAAGGGGUGCAGUUCCAUCGAUGACCCACAAGCCCCUGAAGGUUGCCAGCCCAUACCGAACCUCGCCAGACCCAUCCCGGAAGCUAUCUGUGAAGCUCUGGAAGAAGCAUGACAGCCCACAGAGAGCCACGAGGGCAGUGGUCAUAAAUCGGCUCAUGGGAUCACAGUGGCCUUCGUUGGUGAAGAUGGGGGACAGGAGUUGGAAGGCAAGAACGGUGCCUGUUGGGAGGAGGUUUGCAAGAUGGGCGGUGCUCCUGAAGGUUUGGCUGAUUGCUUUCUGUAUAAGAAUUCUCCGAUCAUCGUCAGCUGAUUUUGGAAUCAACAGAGGUUGUUGCUGCUGCUUCUGCUGAAGUUGAGCUUCUUCAUCGGCCAUCUUGGAUGCUGUCAUCACAAUUCUUUUCUGAAAGUCCCUCACCACGUUUGAUGUGUGUUGGGUAUAUAUAUAUAUAUUCAUAUGGUGAGGGAAGGGUGGACGCUUGUGAGUGGAAGGAACGGGAAGAGCGGGGGAAGCAGGGUGGUGGAAGGGAGGGUGGCUGUGACAUGGCUUGCAAGGAAGGGGAACCGAAACUGUUACUGGCUGGAAGCGAACGCUUCGAAAUGAUUUGAGUUAUGGUUACUUGUUGGAGGUGGCUAUGAUUUUUUGCAUAUCAACUGCUUGCUUCGAGCUUUGUGUAACAGAAAUCAAGAGAAACUUGCGGGAGAGAUGGGCUCUACUCGUUUAGUUUAUUUUGGACGUUCUUAUCAGAAUAUCGGGCUGUUGCCUUUUUUUUCGGCCAUCUUUCAGGAGAGGGAGUAAGCUGGCGACGUGGGAGUGCGUUGGGCUGCUACGGUCACGCGACAGGGCUGGUGGACCUUUAUUAAUGGCUUUAUAAAGAUUGGCACGCUUAAGGCAUUGGCUGCACCUCUCUUCUACGCUGGAUUUUGGUGGGGCUUGGCCAAACUGUUGCUUCUAGGUCCAAGAUGCUACGUUAUUUUAUGGUACACAUCGAUGUUAGAUGGUGUAAUUCUUUGAUGACCAUCUGAUUGAUUUGUUUUGUCGUGACACUUGGUAUUUUUUUUUUUUUUUGGGGUUAUCAUAUCAUUGGAAUUGCAUCAUAUUUUAGACCUAAGUGGAUGCUUUUCCUCUAUUGUAUAGGAAAUCACAUGAUACAAGUAGCUUAAUUAUUUGUUCAAAUAUUAAAAAAUGAAUUAUCCAUUUAAUUGGCUUCUAA